This is a messenger RNA of Diorhabda sublineata, 1804 nucleotides long. Its product is annotated as tyrosine aminotransferase. Gene Ontology annotation, biological process: aromatic amino acid metabolic process; biosynthetic process. The record is from RefSeq and is a predicted model, not a curated record. NCBI's taxonomy places the organism in Eukaryota, Metazoa, Arthropoda, Insecta, Coleoptera, Chrysomelidae. Bases 57 to 1340 code for a protein of 427 amino acids. Gene Ontology annotation, molecular function: pyridoxal phosphate binding; L-tyrosine:2-oxoglutarate transaminase activity. The transcript is spliced from 5 exons.
UUAACAAAAUAAAAUCGGGCGCAAACAUAUUUUUAAAAAAAGGUACUUGUGUGAGUAUGUACGACCGUAAAUUAGAACAAAGAGCAAGCGUUAGUAUAAUCGAAGAUCUUAAAAGCGUUUCGUGGAAGGUGGAACCAUCAACAGCUGCAAAAAAUACCAGAAAUUUCAUCAGAGAAAUUGUAGAUAAUUUAGAUUUAAAACCGAAUCCAGAUAAACCCGUCAUCGCCUUAUCAAUAGGAGAUCCGACAAUUUACGGAAAUCUAAAAGCCGCAGCGGAAACAAUUGAAGCCGUCCGAGCGUCUCUGGAACAAGGUCUAUUUAACGGUUAUUUACCCAGCACGGGACAUCAAGAUGCGAAACAAGCCGUGGCUGAAUACCUAUCGCAUAACGGUUCCGAAAUAAAUGCCAACGACGUUAUUUUAUGCAGCGGAUGCUCUUCUUCGUUGGAGCACUGUAUUACAGUGUUGGCAGAUGGCGCCAAAAAUCACAACAUCCUCAUUCCGAGACCAGGUUUUCCAAUUUAUAGGACGUUAGCUGAACACAUCGGAGUGGAAGCAAGAUAUUAUAACCUCAUUCCCGAAAAUAAUUGGGAGGUGGAUCUGCAUCAUUUGGAGUCUCAAAUAGACGGCAACACCGCUGCUAUAGUUCUCAAUAACCCGUCGAAUCCGUGCGGAUCGAAUUUUAGCGAAGAACAUCUUCGCAACAUACUAGAAAUAGCCUACAAUAACCGUAUACCGGUUAUCGCUGAUGAAAUUUAUGAAAAUAUCGUAUUUCCCGGUGAAAAAUUCGUAUCGACUGCUAGUUUAAAUUCGGGCGUACCGAUUCUAAUUUGCGGAGGGCUCGCCAAAAGAUUUUUGGUACCUGGAUGGAGAUUAGGUUGGAUUGUAGUUCACGACGAAUUCGGCGUAUUCGAUGAAGUACGAAAAUCGUUGAAUGCGUUAUCUCAAAGAACAAUCGGUAGUAAUACGUUGAUUCAAGGUGCCUUACCGGCCAUUUUGAAAAAUACUCCGAAAAGUUUUUACGAGUUCUUAAAUAACACUUUAGCUAGAAACGCUCAAGUAGCUUUUGAAAAACUACAAAACGCUAAAGGAUUGACACCGUUUAUGCCUCAAGGUACAAUGUAUAUGCUGGUGGAAAUACGGAUGGAAAAAUUCCCGAUGUUCGAGAACGGAUUGGCUUUUGCGCAGAAAAUGAUGGAAGAAGAAUCGGUAUUUUGUUUACCGGGUGAAUGUUUUGCUAUAUCUGGGUUUUUGAGAAUUGUGAUAACAGUUCCAGAAGAUGUGAUAAAUGAAGCUUGUUUACGGAUAUCUGAAUUCUGCAACAGAUAUUAUACUAUGUGAUUUUUUUUAAAUAAAUUCUUCAAUUAACACCACUAAGUUGAAUUUUGACAUGUUAAUUGACUAUCAGAAUACUAGUGAUAAGAUUAUAAAUUAUUAUAAAUAAUAAAUAUCAUAACAAAGCUAUGCAGACCUUUUUUCCUCUACCUUUAUCCAUAUUAUUACAUUCCAGAAAUUUUAUAGGGUUAAAAAAGCAGCACCUGACAUGAAAAAAGGAAAUUGACAGAUAAAUUGUGGAAAAAUGUCAAAAUUCAAAGUAGACAGUUAUAGAAUUUGAUUUCUGUAUGACCCCUUCAAUUCUAUCAAUAAAAAAUCGUAGUUUAUUAGAAAAUACGAAAAAACUGAAUUAUAUAAUUAGUAAACACGGGGUCUAUAAAAACUCUUAGCACUAAUUUCUAUCUUUUUAUUAUUUAGCAGUAUAUUGUCAAAAAUUUUUCUAAUAAAUAAAUAAUUAUAUAUUAAAAAAA